AUGGUCUUCUCGGGCGGAUCCGCACCUCCAUCGAAAGCAACGCGGACCCAGAAUAACAUGCAUUUGGGUAUCGACUACUCGACUUCGUCUUACGGUUCACAUCGAAGCAUGGUCGUGAAUGCCCUUCAAGUAAGACAGGCGUGA
Molecule: messenger RNA, 144 nt
Organism: Colletotrichum abscissum
Lineage: Eukaryota; Fungi; Ascomycota; Sordariomycetes; Glomerellales; Glomerellaceae
Exons: 1
Coding region: 1-144 (47 amino acids)
Source: RefSeq, a predicted model, not a curated record